AUGAAAAUAAUUAAACCGAAUUGGAUACAUGGUUCGGAGACACAAAUAUCAUCAUUGGACAUCCAUCCAGAUGGCUCAAAACUUGUAACAGGAGGUCAAUUAUCAAAAACGUAUUGUAUAUUGAUUUGGAAUUUACUGCCGAUUUGUGACGAAGACAAAGAACUCGAUCAGUUAACACCAAAACUAUUGUGUCGAAUUGAGUCACAGGCUUGCAUUCACUGUGUACGAUUUUCUCUUAAAGGACAUGUAUUAGCAGUAGCACAAGGAGAAACAGUGACAAUCUACCACAAAACUGGUACAAGUAUUGUUCAACAACCAACUACCGCGUCGGCAUUUAGUGCAAAUUUUCCAGAAAAAUGGUCCACUCGGGUAGUCCUACGUGAACAUAAAGCCGAAGUCUUGGAUCUCAGUUGGGCACCCGCCGAUCGUUACCUAGCCUCAUGUUCGGUUGAUAAUAAAAUUAUUGUUUAUGAUGGUAAAACGUUAACAAGUGUGAUAGCUAUAUUAGAAGGUCACACAGGAAUUGUCAAAGGCAUUGCAUGGGAUCCAACAUGUGUCUACUUAGCGUCACAAUGUGCUGAUUGUACAUUAAAAAUUUGGUCAACUCAAUCAUGGAAAGUAGAAAAAACAAUUGAUGAACCAUUUAUUGAAUGUGCUGAUUUCACACAGUAUCUUCGAUUAAGUUGGUCACCCGAUGGCCAAACAUUAACAACAGCUCAUGCUAAAAACGGUUGUUUUCCCGUUGCUAAAACAAUUGCCAGAAAAACAUGGCAAUUUAAAGAGGAUUUAGCUGGACACAAAAAAGAAGUUACCUGUGUUAGAUAUUUUCCAAGAAUAUUAGAAAUUAACGGGAAAAAACGGUGUUUAGUGGCUGUUGGUAGUCGUGAUCGUUCUGUUUCGUUAUGGUUAACAAGUCCCCGACAAGCGGUGUGUGGAUUACGAGAUUUAUUUUCAAAUUCUAUUGUGGAUAUGACUUGGGCUCUAAUACCAACUCGAAAGAACAUAUGUUUGGCAUUGUGCUCACUGGACGGAACCUGUUGUGUUAUUUUAUUUGAACAAAAUGAAUUAGGUAAACCAUUCGAGUAUGAGCAAAUGUGCGAGUUUUGGUCUCAGUACUAUAAAAUUCCCAGAGAUAGAUUCGAUCUAAGUUCAGGAAUGAAAAAGCCACAAAUUAUACAAUCUUCACCAAUCAAAAUACAGCAUCAAACAACAGUUAAUAAUAUUGUUCAAAAUCCUCGUCCUCCAUCUCCCAAACCAAAACUAACUAAUGGUCAUGUCUCUUCUUCAAAUGAUAUCCAAUCACAACCUGCUCAAUCCACAAGUGAUAAAGCGGUAACAGUUCAACCAACUCAGAUCGCUCCUUCUCCAUCAGUGCAACAACAAACCUCAGUACUGACGAGUGCCUCAACGACAACAGUGAUAACUUCAGUGCAUAUUGAUCAAAGUGAGCGACGUUUAACAGACGGACGACGAUGUAUUAAACCAUUUUGUGUUGCAACAGCUACAACAAAUGGAGAUGAAGAUAUGAUUACAUCAAGUGAUACUCAAGUAGUAUCGUCUAUGGCGUCGGUGAGUUCAUCGAAACCUCUUGUGUUGACUAAUGAUCCAUUUAAAACACCUCAUCAACAACAAGAAAAACGUAUUCCUCCCAUUCCGUGUGAUAAACGUUUAACUGUUUCAACAAUAACCACCACUGCACCUCCUCAUCCAUCAUUACUUUCUUCACCCUUAUCUCGUUCAACUAGCGCGUCUGUUAUAUUUCCAACUUUAAAACUACAAUCGAAUUUUCUAAAACUAUCGAACAAAAACGAAUAUCGUAUCGAAAACUAUCUUCAAAAGAAAUCCAUUCAUUUAUUAUCAUGUUAUUCUCAUGACAAUCAUCUAUUACUUUGGAAAAGUUCAUUUCAAUCACCAAUUCUAACUCUUAGUAUUUGUUCACAAAUUCUUUGUCUAUCCACAUAUGAAGAAUCUCAACAUUUGUACGAUUUAUAUGUAUUAACAACACAAAGCGGUCUAAGAUUAUAUUCAAAUAUUUGUCUAAUUCAACCGCUUGCAGGACUGUAUUGUUCGGAGAGUAAGAAUGAUCAAACGUGUACAAUAUCCGUUGUUUAUUCAAAUGGAACAUUGACAGUAUUUGAACUAUUGUUGACAACUACAGAAAUGAAGUGUGUAAUGAAUGAUUCUUAUAUUGGCCAUUUAGUAACAGCUAAUUCUAGCAUUGUCGAUAUAUUUACAUUCAAACAUUUAACAAAUAAAACAAUAUGUAUAAUCACAAGUAAUGGUCAUUUGUAUGCGUAUGAUUCGAAUUUAAAACAUUGGACAUGUCUCUACAAGAGACAAGAUAUUUUAUUUGAUUCUUCAUUACCAAAAUCAAUUGGACCAUUAGCUAAUUUAUCUUUCACCCAACAGUCAACUACCUCAACAACAACAACUAAUCAGGAUGAAGAAUUGUUGUAUUUAUCAAAUUAUCGUGAAUUAUUAUGCUCAAAUUACUUAGAAACAAUGAUAAAUCGUUCUAAUGUAUUGAAAUCUAGUCAAGAAUAUAGUUUUUGGUUAACAUCGCACAUUCGCUAUUUAGCAUCAUCAAAUUUAACCGAUCGUCUAAGAAAAAUCCAAGAUAGUCUAGAAAUCUUAUUCAAAUUCUAUAAUUCUGCAACAACAACAACAACAAAAUUAAAAGAUGAAAAUAAAAAAAUAAUUGAAGAAUGUGUACAAAUAUUAGAAACGUACCCAGAUACAAUCAAUUUGGCCACCCACUAUAAAGCACAACUGUAG
This is a messenger RNA of Didymodactylos carnosus, 2775 nucleotides long. The record is from the annotation of a GenBank genome assembly. Lineage: Eukaryota; Metazoa; Rotifera; Eurotatoria; Philodinida; Philodinidae.